ACUGCUACAUUUUGUACAUGAAAAAUACACCGAAUUUAAUUUUAUUGUAUUUGCUGUAUAAUACCUAUAAAGAAAUUACCAAAAUAAAAACCGGUGGUUCCAUAAACCAAAAAUGGCCAGAGACAGAAGUCCUGAACGGCGGAGGUCAAGAUCACGAGAUAGAAGAGAUCGGGAUCGUUACGAUGAACGCGAAUCAUAUCGUGAAAAAGUAAAGCGCAGGGACAGGUCUAAAAGCCCUAAAAAAGAUGCGGAUAAAGCUCGAAGCCCUUCUAGAAAAGAUCGCGAUCGUUCCAGGAGUCCGCUACGUAAAGAACGCGGCCGUUCGCGCAGCCCUAAGAAGCGUGACGGCAAAGACAAAGAUCGACGUUACGAAGACAAGGAAAAGAGUAGAUCAAAAAAAGAAGAUGAAGAGGAAGACACUGCAGACAUGAAGAAAGAGGAUGAAUCCAUAGAUAAAAAACCAAUUAAAAAAGAGCCUUUGUCCUUAGAAGAACUACUUGCUAAGAAAAAGGCUGAGGAAGAAGCCCGCAGUAAGCCAGUAUUUCUUACCAAAGAGCAACGAGCACAGAUAGCUUUGGAGAAACGGCGUCAAGAAGUAGAAGCUAUAAGAGCUAAUACUGAUAAGCCUCAAGUCACUAUUGAUUUAACAGGUCCGUCAAGACGUGAAGAAGAUAAAAGGCACAGAGAAGAACGUGAAAAAGAUAGAGAAAAGGAACGUCGAGAGGAACGGGAAAGGAAAUAUGAAGAGAGGAAAGCCUAUUCAGAUCGUCGAGAACCAAAAAAAGAUAAUGAAGAGACAUCUAAAACAAAAGAUAAAGAAAGAGAAGAAGAGGCUAUUAAAGCUCGUUACUUAGGUAUAGUAAAGAAAAAGCGUAGAGUAAGACGGCUGAAUGACAGGAAAUUUGUUUUUGACUGGGAUGCGUCAGAAGAUACAUCAAAUGAUUAUAAUGUUUUGUACAAAGAAAGACAUCAAGUACAAUUCUUUGGUCGUGGACACAUUGCUGGUAUAGAUAUCAAGUCUCAAAAGAAAGACCAUAGCAAAUUCUAUGGGAAUCUUUUAGAAAAGCGCAGAACUGAGUUAGAGAAAGAACAAGAAAAACUACGCUUGAAGAAAGUGAAAAAGAAGGAAGACAAGCAAAAGUGGGAUGAUAGACACUGGUCUGAGAAAGAUGUGGAUGAGAUGACAGAGCGUGAUUGGAGGAUAUUCAGGGAAGACUACAAUAUUACCUUAAAAGGAGGUAAAAUUCCUAACCCUAUACGUUCUUGGAAGGAAGCGCCCUUGCAUACUGACAUUAUGGACAUAAUCAACAAAGUUGGAUAUAAGAGCCCAACUCCUAUUCAAAGGCAGGCUAUUCCAAUUGGAUUACAGAACCGUGACAUUAUUGGUGUUGCUGAAACUGGUUCCGGUAAAACAUUGGCAUUCCUUAUACCAUUACUUACAUGGAUUCAAUCUCUGCCAAAGAGUGAACGUAUGGAAGAUGCUGACCAAGGACCUUAUGCUAUAAUUUUAGCUCCAACACGUGAAUUGGCUCAACAAAUUGAAGAAGAAACUAAUAAAUUUGGUAUUCCUCUUGGUAUCACAUCAGUAGUGGUUGUUGGAGGUUUAUCUCGUGAAGAACAAGGUUUUAAGCUGAGGUUAGGCUGUGAGAUUGUCAUUGCCACUCCCGGUCGUCUUAUUGAUGUCUUAGACAACAGAUAUUUAGUACUAAACCGUUGUACCUAUGUUGUUCUUGAUGAAGCUGACCGGAUGAUUGAUAUGGGUUUUGAACCGGAUGUUCAAAAAAUCCUGGAAUACAUGCCUGUAUCGAACAUAAAACCUGAUAGUGAUGCAGCUGAAGAUGCUUCAGUAUUGCUUGCCAAUUAUAACACAAAAAAGAAAUACCGACAAACUGUGAUGUUUACGGCAACAAUGCCUCCGGCUGUAGAGCGGCUGGCUAGAAGUUAUCUCAGAAGACCGGCUAUUGUAUAUAUUGGAUCUGUAGGAAAACCAGUAGACAGAACUGAACAAAUAGUCUACAUGAUAGGCGAGAAUGAAAAACGUAGAAAACUUACAGAGAUUUUGCAGCGUGGUGUCGAACCACCCAUUAUUAUUUUUGUUAACCAGAAAAAAGGUGCAGAUGUUCUUGCAAAGGGACUUGAAAAACUUGGUUUCAAUGCCUGUACGCUGCAUGGUGGUAAAGGCCAAGAACAACGUGACUUUGCACUUGCCAGUCUCAAAGGGGGCGCUAAAGAUAUCCUCGUGGCGACAGACGUGGCAGGUCGUGGUAUUGACAUUAAAGAUGUCAGUAUGGUCAUUAAUUACGAUAUGGCGAAGACUAUUGAAGACUACACUCAUCGUAUCGGCCGUACCGGUCGUGCAGGAAAAACUGGUAAAGCUAUGUCCUUUGUUACAAAAGAAGACUCCGCAUUGUUCUAUGAUCUGAAGCAGGUUUUGUUGGCAAGCUCCGUAUCUACAUGUCCACCGGAACUUAUGAACCACCCUGAGGCUCAACAUAAGCCAGGGACAGUCGUAACAAAGAAAAGACGUGAAGAGAUGAUAUUCGCCUGACAAUCCUAGUUAUAGUCUAAAAUAAUAAGCAAUAGGUAAAUUACCAUCAUGGUCACCAGCAAGUUAUAAAGUCUAUAGUUACUUUAGUUCUAACACAUUUUAAACAUCCACUUUUAGAAUCAAAAGAAUGUAAUUUUAACUAAAAUUCGUAUAUAUUUCGAGAAAUAAAAA
Molecule: messenger RNA, 2719 nt
Organism: Bombyx mandarina (wild silkworm)
Lineage: Eukaryota; Metazoa; Arthropoda; Insecta; Lepidoptera; Bombycidae
Product: putative ATP-dependent RNA helicase DDX23
Molecular function (GO): ATP binding; nucleic acid binding; RNA helicase activity
Source: RefSeq, a predicted model, not a curated record